Mirounga angustirostris (Northern elephant seal) is the source of this 5964-nucleotide messenger RNA. It is a transcript of the gene ICA1L, whose product is annotated as islet cell autoantigen 1 like. Gene Ontology annotation, biological process: regulation of transport. The record is from RefSeq and is a predicted model, not a curated record. The coding region runs from base 1512 to 2987 and encodes 491 amino acids. Gene Ontology annotation, molecular function: protein domain specific binding. Gene Ontology annotation, cellular component: Golgi apparatus. The transcript is spliced from 14 exons. NCBI's taxonomy places the organism in Eukaryota, Metazoa, Chordata, Mammalia, Carnivora, Phocidae.
CAUGAGUGAGGAAAGAUCUGAGGAAGUACAGAAGUCAUCCUUAUUGCCAAAUGCUAAUUCUUACCCUUCUAAGGAUCUGGACUUGAAUCUGAGGAAAGCUGUGGACUCUUUGAGGUUGUCUCCUAUAGGAUUGAGGUUGAAAUUAAGAAAUCUAAAGCUUAUUUUUCAGAGACCCUAAUCAGCUAUUGUGUGUUUACAAAUCCACUAGGGAGACCUGGGCUAGAAGUCAGUGAUAAGGUUCCAGCCUAUGAACAUCAAGGCCCUGUCUUCCUUACCCUAGAUAAUGAGCCCAAAACCCCCUUCCGUUUAUCUGGGCUCUCUUGGAGAAAACCCAUAGUCCCUUUCCUUGUCCUAAGAUGCCUGACAGCAGGGGCUGAAUUUUGCCUCAUUUUAAGUCUCCACACAAGUGAGUAUGGGAUGUAUGUUACGUUUGCUCAAUAAACAUGCUCCAUCUUUCCUCAUGAAUAACCACAAGUUUUCACCAUCCUUUUCAUCAAUAUAUAUGUAAUCCCAACCCCUGUGGUUAUAAAAAAACUUCUCUCCCCCUUCUAAGUGGCAGAUUUGAAGCUUGCCCUAUUAUCUUUCUUUGGCUGCCUCUAGAAUAAACCCUUCUCUUUCAUACAUGAUGUCUCAGUGAUUGGCUUUGCUGUGCUUUGGACAGUGGAACUUGGGUUUGGUUACAUUUCCAGAAAAUAUUUUUAGAAGACCCAUGCCAAAAUUUUGCAUAUUAUUUUAGGUAUUCACCCUUUCUUUGAAACACCAUAUAUUUCAGGGUAAGAAUCCCCGGCCUAAAGACCUCUCACUAUUUUCAGUCCAUAUUAACUCUAGUAUAAAUAGCCUAUUCCUUUUUCUAUUCUAAGACUACUUUCAGGUUUUUAAGUUAAGUACUUUGUAAUCAUAUUCUAGAAUCUCACUCCAUCUUUCACGAUCUUACAGACUUAGUUAUUACCUGGAGUGUAAGCUUUUUUCCUUACUAGGCUGUGUCACAGUUGUAAUUAAUAUUCUGUAAAGCUUUAGUAAAGUGAUAGGAUAUUUUGAAUCACCUUUAAAAAGAAAGUUCUUUGAAUUUAAAUUAUCUUCCACCAGGAACAAUUUACUGUUGUCUUAUUUCCAUUUUUUUCUUUAGUUUUUAGGCUCAAAUUUUGCCUUUUACUCUUGAAGACUCAUUUAUGAACACAAAUUAUGGUUAUGUAUAUGUGCAUUUGAGGUCAGUUAUUAACAGUUGUUAACCUAAUCCUCUUUAAACCCUUACGGUAAGAGUUAAAUAUAGCACGUGUACAGUUACCGCGUGCGGGCACUGGUCCUGAGACGCGCCCCAGGAUUCAGGAAUGACUGAGGCUCAGAAGCUCCUAGCCUGGUAGAGGUGACACCGGAAGGCCUGGCAGGCCAAGUCUUCUGCUGUGUUUUCUUGCCCAAGUCCAGAACUCUCUGGGUUCAAUUUCUUCAACUCCCAUUGAGUGACACAGAUUAGAAAGGGGCCUCAGGGUCCAGCCAGCUGUAUACAGACUUCAAUGAAUCCUUCUUCCACUUCCAAAUGUCACUCCAUGGAUUCCUUUGGACAACCCAGACCAGAAGAUAAUCAGUCAGUAGUUAGCAGAAUGCAAAAGAAAUACUGGAAAACUAAACAGGUCUUUAUCAAAGCAACGGGAAAAAAGGAGGAUGAGCACGUGGUGGCAUCUGAUGCUGAACUGGAUGCUAAACUCGAGGUUUUUCACUCCAUUCAAGAGACAUGCACUGAACUUCUGAAGAUAGUUGAGAAAUAUCAGCUAAGACUCAAUGUUAUAUCAGAGGAAGAAAAUGAACUGGGGCUCUUUUUAAAGUUUCAAGCAGAACGGGAUACAACACAAGCUGGUAAAAUGAUGGAUGCUACUGGCAAGGCACUCUGUUCUUCAGCCAAGCAAAGAUUGGCCCUGUUUACUCCUCUGUCUCGUCUGAAGCAAGAAGUAGAAACAUUCAGUCAAAGGGCGGUAUCUGAUACCUUGAUGACAAUCAAUCGUAUGGAACAAGCGCGCACAGAAUACAGAGGAGCCCUGCUGUGGAUGAAGGAUGUGUCCCAAGAACUGGACCCAGACACCCUAAAACAAAUGGAAAAGUUCAGAAAAGUACAGAUCCAAGUGAGAAAUAGCAAAGCUUCUUUUGACAAGUUAAAGAUGGAUGUUUGUCAGAAAGUGGAUUUACUUGGAGCUAGUCGCUGCAAUAUGUUAUCUCACUCCCUCACUACCUACCAGAGGACACUGCUUGGAUUCUGGGAGAAAACAGCCCGAUUGAUGUCCCAGAUCCAUGGGGCCUGUACUGGCUUCCAUCCAUAUGAUUUUGUAGCUCUCAAGCAACUACAAGACACUCCAAGCAAGCUUACCGAAGACCACAAAGAACAAAUAGAAAACAAUUCUCUCACUGAAAACCUCAAUAAGUUAGUUUUGUCAGAUGAGGAAGUGAGCUUGGGAAAUGAACCAGCCGAAGAUCACAAGGAAAAACAUUUUCAAAUGAGAGAAUUUGGAGCACCUCAGUUUUCUAAUUCUGAAAAUGUUGCAAAAGAUUUACCUAUAGAUUCACUGGAAGAUGAUUUUGAGAAGGAAUUCUCAUUUCUCAACAACCUCCUAAGUCCUGGUUCUUCAGGUACUGGUGAAUUUACCCAAGAAUGCCAGACCGCCUUUGGGAGCCCUGGCGCCAGCUUCAUGUUGCGGGAGCCUGCUGUGGGGUCUCAGCCUCUUGCUCAUUCCCCACGAUUCCUUCCUUCACAGCUCUUUGACCUUGGCCUUCAUGCUGCCGGAGCUUUUAACAGCUGGGCCUUGCAAGGGGGAUUAGAAGUUCCUCUUUCACACACUGAUAACCAGCCAGUGCCUUCACAGAGUCCAAAGAAAUUAACAAAGUCUCUCAACAAUGGUAACCAAGACAUGUCAGCCUGGUUCAAUCUAUUUGCAGACUUGGAUCCACUUUCAAACCCAGAUGCUAUUGGACACUCAGAUGAUGAACUACUUAAUGCUUGACUGAAACUAUGUCGUCACUUCAGUGGCCUUGAAACAUCAAUUUCACAACAUAUUGCCUUUGUGGAAAGGAGUUUAUAUUGUAACCCAUACACAAAAGCAUCGUGUUUGUGAAUCUAACACUUUUCAGCCAACUUUAAAGAGAUGGUAAGGACUACGUUUGAAUAGAUCAAGUAUUUCUUUAAUAUCUUGGAUUUGCAGCUGUUGAUAAUAUGUGGAAAAUACUAUGAACCACUGAGUCGGAAAUAGAUACCAAAAUUUAUUUCAAAAUAAUAAUUAGGAAUACUUCUGUAAAUAAGGAAUUGGGCUUAUUUCUUUGGAAAGCCUUUUAUGUGUAAGUUGCCUUGCUGGCUUUGAGAAUUCUGUAUGUGGAUAAAAACAGCAUGUAAAUUUGGAUGUGAUUUGGGGUUGGUUUUUAAAUAAAACCAUAGCAGGGGGAGUUUUCUGUUGUGGAAAAUAACACUAGAACCAGAACAGUUUUGUCUUUAGUUAGAAAAGUAGAGUAAGAUUUGAGAACUCAGUUUGCUUUAAUGAAAUCCCAGAGAAACUUGGUGCUUUUCUCCACUUGGAGGCUAAAAUGUAAUAUUACUUAGUUUUUUUCCUUCACAGAAAAUCAUGGAUACCCCUCAAUUCCAUUAUUGAGUUUUCAUGGGAAAAUAGCAGGAGGAUUCAUUUGCUAAAUCUAUCCUCUGCAGAAGCUCAUAAACCCAUCUCCUAAACCACAAGAAUGUCCAGUAAUAUUCAAGACAUUGUACAGGUGUCUUUAGGCCUGGUUUUUCACACAUUGUUACCAUAAUGUACAGUAUUCAUAUUCUUUCUGAAAAGAAAGCAAGGGGAGGACAAUCCCUAAGCACCUGGCAAUAGUAUUCCUGAAAUUACCCAGAAACUUCUAUCUGAAUGAGGGAAAAAUUCUAAGCUUAUCCUUGUACAUAUUUGUACACUUAUAACCUAUUUCUUGACACGAUUUAAUCCAGAUUACUUUUCUGGCAGUCAUAGAAGACUCCGCAUGAUCAAACAGAAAGGGUCUUAUUUUUCCACUUUUCCCUUUCUGUGGGUGACAUCAUCUAAGGCUCUACUUGAUGACUGAGGAAAAAUUGUUACCCUUACUGGAGGGAGGUUAGUGUAAGCCAGUGAACCCAUAGCCACUGUAUAUACAUAUCACUCAAUUUCCUGUUCUUUUUUCUUGACCAUCCUUCAGAUUUGAGGCAGUUCUCCAGGUGUCUUAUUUUUGUCAUCCAGUCCAUUACAUCUCCAUAAGGGAACAUUUUAACUGAGGUGUUCACAGCAGUUUCCAUGUGCUCCCAGUUUUCAACAGGCUUAUUUAUUGUUUAUAAGAGAAUGGCUUGUAAUGUCCGAGUCACUGUAAAUAGAACAUUUUUGGGGACUACACCAGAGUUGGGUAAAGUGCAGUCCACCUCCAUGCACAGCACUCUGGCCUAGCUAUAAUUGGAUCUGCCCCCGAGCCCUCCAGGAAAUCACUGGUGGUGGGGCCGUACCACCUAGGCUGGCAAGACCUUAUCUGAGGAUCAGAAGCAUUGACUCAGGAAAAGGUUAUGUAGUCUUUUCAUGCUUAUUCCUAUUUAUUUCUUUAUUUAGUUAUCUUUUCAGUCAGAAGCAUUUUUUACCUCUUCCUUUUUAUUCAGUGAAAUUCUCCAGAAGAGUCAAUCACCAAGGAUUGUGAUUCGUAAUUACAAUCUAAAUUCUGUACCUAUGGUGACUCUGUGCUCUCAACUUUGAAUACUUCAAAAAUAAUGCUAACUUUGUAUCUUGAGUUUGUGCCAUUUUUCUUUCAUUAAUUUUUUCACUAAUACAUUAGUUCACAAAAUAUUUCUAUAUCUCCUUCACAUGCAUGCAAAGUGGUCCCUGUUAUCUCGAAUAAACAAAUAAAUAAAACCUGAACACAGAGGAAAACCACUGAUCUUUCCAAGCCAGAAGCCAGAAUCCCAGACUAUCAGUGUAUUCACAUUGCCCUCAAUUUCCAAAGAACAAAAGUCCUCAAAAAAAAAAAAAAAAAAAAAGAAACACACAAUAGAUUAUUAUUAUUCAGUUCUUAGAUUCUCUUAACAUUUCUUCUGAGUAUGUAGUUGCCCAUUUAAUCCAAAAGCACAUUGACUGUCUUAGCAAGUUGUUAUAAUUUCAACAAAUCUAACAACUCCAUUUUUGAAGAGCACAUUGAAAACUUUGUUAUUAAAAUGAAGGUAACCAUAUUUUUUCAAGAUUAAUUAUUCGAAGUUCAGUCAUUUAGAGGCCAGAAACAGAAAUCUGGCUAUAUUAUAAAAUAGAUUGCUAAUAGAGGAAACAAACCACUUAUUCAGUAGGGAGUGAAGGAAAGACAUGAUAAACAUAGAACAGAAAGGUGAUCAGUUGCUAUUUGUCUAAAUCUAGAUCAAACAUUCAAUAAGAAAUAACCUUAACCAAAGGUAGGCUGAGAACUCUUUCAAAGUAAACGGAUGUUUUUAUAUUAAAUGGGGGAAAAUAAUAUCUCCUACUUUUUAUUACCAAAUAAGAAUGCAUUUAACCUUAGAAAAGCCCAAGAACUAAAAUUUGUCUAAUCUUUCUUACGACCACUUUACAAGUGAGACAGGAAUACCAGGGCAUAUUAAGAUCAGACUGGUGUAACUUUGUAUUUUUUGAAAUCUUUCAUUAAUUGUAAAACAUAGCUCUGAUAUGGUUAGAAAUGAACUGUAUUUUUAAAAAAAAAAAUAGGUUUCUGUAUUUGCACAAUGAAAUUCAGUGUUUGUAUUUCAACUAUGGAUAUUUACUUCACAUAACUAUAGACCAUCUGGAAAUGUAGAGGUCUUACAGCAUAGGAACAAAGGAAGUUCGUGCUCUCUUUUUCUGAGCCUCUUUUAAUAAAGAUUACAAGAUGCCAUAAAACAAAAAAGUUGAUUUCUUAAAGUACUCAAUACAAAUCCAAUUAUUGUUAACGUAUUCAAAAAUUUGGGUUUUACCUCAGGACCAUAGUAGUAAAAGGUAGUCU